Messenger RNA from Colletotrichum lupini, 2007 nucleotides. RefSeq lists its product as uncharacterized. Lineage: Eukaryota; Fungi; Ascomycota; Sordariomycetes; Glomerellales; Glomerellaceae. The record is from RefSeq and is a predicted model, not a curated record. The transcript has 10 exons. Bases 1 to 2007 code for a protein of 668 amino acids.
AUGGAAGAGAAAGCUCAGGUCCCAAUACUAGCCACACUACUACUGCUUUAUCAGGCGAAAAGUAAUCACACGUUUGUGGCGCAGCACGUCAAUUAUCUGAGAAGUCAAUUAUCUGAGAACCCCCCACCGCAAAUAGGUGGUCUGGGGUCAAAACUCACCCUUCCAAUCACAGUAAUAGCAAGCAUGCAGACAGGGGCUGAGCACGACAACAAGCUCCCAGGACGUUUAACCCCCUGGGCGCUGAUACGGGGGGGUAUUGCGCACAACGCCGAUCUGGAUUCCUCCGCUGAUGAGGCUCUAGCAAUCCUCAUCAUCUUCCGCUUCAUUCUCCAUUUUCAGGAACAAAAAACACCUAUAGCUCAUUUUUCAAACGCUUUGAGAACAGGACACCAACUCCGUCAUGCCCGCGGGAACUACAAUAGCUGCAAGUUUCUGUUGCAAAGCACCCGGCUGCGCGCGUACCUAUUCGAGAAAAUGCAACCUCAACAGACAUAUCGAGUCCAAGCAUGGCGUUCAUGUUCAAAUGCCUUGCGGCAUUAUCAGACAAGACCACACAUCCAACUCCCGACGCCACCAGUCAAGAUGCCCGGUCUGCCGUGCAACUCUGACGUAACGGUUCAGCGUAUGUUCGCGCACAUUGACAAGGCUAUGGGCGUCAUGUACCAUGAACUGGCUGGUGUUUUCAUGAUUUGCUGCAGAGCAAGCGACCUGUCUGUCUGCUCUUAUCUUUCGGGUCACCUUUAUUGCAUGGUCUUAUUACGAGGCAUCGACCCAUAUGGUCACCGGGCUUAUGAGACAACGAGAUUGAACGCACCAAGAGAAGAUCCAGAGGGUCUUGUCUUAGCACAACGUGGUUGCCAUUAUGAAAAACUGGUAGAGCAUGUCAAGGAAAGUCCGUUCCACCUGUUUUGCUCCGUUAUCUCGGUAUACUGCGUAAAUCUGGUGAAAGAUGCAGCCUUUCGGGUGCCAUUGCCUGUUGUCGUCAAUCUUUCUUAUCGUGCUUUUGAACUUGCUAGCAAGCCCGACAUCAAACCAACUUCAGAUUUGAGGAAUGCAUACUUCAAUCGUGCAGAAGACAGACCGGAUUCGGCCUACCGCAUCAAUUGUCUCUUUCUGCCCGAUCCGUACACCCACUCUCUCAAUGGUUCCGGGUAUCUCUUCGCUUGUCCAACAAGCGAACGAGCUUCUAGCCGCGUCGAUUCUCGGAUAAGUGUGCGGCUACUCUCGCCAUAUGCACAGCCUUGUAUUGGUCACGGACAUACCGGUUGGGUCUACACUGACUGGUUCGGGGAUACAUGCGCGGCGUUGCGGCUAGUACGGAUAUGCGUGUGCGCCGUUGCGUCUGGCAGAUGUAUAUCAGGCCCAUCGAUGCCACUCCGACUUUUCCCCGCUACCCGGCCAAACGGUUGCUGGUCUUUGAUUGAGCCCCAUGCAAGAGACGUCGACCAAUCAUGCUACAACCACAUGACGCCUAAAAAGGAAACAUGCAUAUUCGGUAGGUGGAUGUGUUGUAUAUCCUGUCUUACGAUAUGGGCAUGCGGCUUGAGACACUCGGAGGGCUUGCAAGUCGAGGAACUCAACCCUCCUAAGUCUCACUUUGAUCCAAAAAGUACCUUCAACAGUAUCAUGCCUGCCUCUGGUAUCAUAACACCUCCGAAGCUGUUUUGCGUGGAGCCCAGCUGCGAACUCACGACUUUUACCACCCGAUCUAAUCUCAAUAGACACAGCCUGUCUAAACACGGCCUGAAAGUCCACAUGCCAUGCGGCAGAGAACAACAGAACCAUAAAUCGAACAUUGAGCGCCACAAAAAGUCCUGUCAGAGAUGUCGCGCAGCUCUGAGCCAAGCCUUAACGCUCGAUGGGCGACACGGGUCCGGGUCACCUAGGAGUGCGACAACCUGUGCCACUGAGAUGUCGAACUUCGCACGCAGCCUCCAAAACUAUCCGGAAGACCUCAACGGCAUGAUCAAUUUCAUGGACGACUAUUCUCUUGGAGCUUUCCAGUGA